Strongyloides ratti is the source of this 1062-nucleotide messenger RNA. Its product is annotated as Glutathione S-transferase, N-terminal domain and Glutathione S-transferase, C-terminal domain and Glutathione S-transferase, omega-class family and Glutathione S-transferase, C-terminal-like domain and Thioredoxin-like fold domain-containing protein. The transcript has 2 exons. The record is from RefSeq and is a predicted model, not a curated record. Gene Ontology annotation, biological process: glutathione metabolic process. Gene Ontology annotation, cellular component: cytoplasm. NCBI's taxonomy places the organism in Eukaryota, Metazoa, Nematoda, Chromadorea, Rhabditida, Strongyloididae. Gene Ontology annotation, molecular function: glutathione dehydrogenase (ascorbate) activity; glutathione transferase activity. Bases 1 to 1062 code for a protein of 353 amino acids.
AUGGUAUCACCAAAUUGUACCGCUUCUGCUGCUAUAUGCAUGCAAUUCUUAACAGAAUUGGCAUCUAUAAUUAUUUUAAAACAACCAUUUGAUGGAACUCCAGUCAUAAAUCAAUCUAUUGCUGAUGGUGUCUAUGAAAAAUAUCAUGCUAUUGAAGGAAAUACCAGGCCAAGAUCAAUUGCUGGAAGGCAAUUUAGAUCAUAUUCCAAUAAUAAUAAAUAUCAACAAUCAUUUAGUAACUAUGUUCCAUCAACAUUACAAACAUCAGGAUCAUUUAAUUCAUUUCCAAUUAAUAAAAAUAUACUCCCUGGUACAAAUAUAGUUGGUUUUGAUUCAAAAACACUUCAUCAAGGAUCAUAUGAACCAUACUUAGCUCCUUCUACUUUUCGUUUAUAUGCAAUGAGAUUCUGCCCCUAUGCACAAAGAGCUAUAAUAUAUUUGGCCAAAAAAAAUAUUCCUGUUGAGAUUGUUAAUGUAAAUCCUGAUAAAAGUCCUAGUUGGUAUUUAAGUAAAUCUCCAACAGGACAAGUACCACUAUUUGAACAUGAUGGAAAAUAUAUUACAGAGUCAAAUGUUAUUCUUGAGUAUCUUGAUGAUAUAUUUUCAGCAAAUUCAAUUUUACCUACUGAUCCAUAUCUUAAAGCACAACAAAAAAUUAUUACUGAAAAACUUAAUCAAUUUCCCAAUGUAAUGUACCAAUUUUUCCAAAAUUCAAAUUCAAUGUCUAUGAGAAACAUUGAUUCAAAUUUAAAUAAAGCCCUCCAAACUGCUGAAGCUUUAUUAACAGAUGCCUUUUUUGGUGGUAAACAAGUUGGUUAUGCAGAUAUAAUGUUAUGGCCUUUCUUAGAAAGACUUGAAUUAAUAACUCUUAAUCCAUAUACAUCUUUCAAGUAUUUUCCAGGAUUACACUAUCCUAAAAUGGGUGCAUAUAUGUCAAGAAUGAAUCGUCAACCUGAGAUAAUCUUUGCAAAGCGUCCCUUGAUGCAUCACAAAGGAUACAUUGAUAGCUUCAGUAGAGGUCAACCCAAUUAUGAUUAUCCCAAUAAUCCAUUUAUGGGAUAA